AUGCCACCAAAAAAGCGCAAGUCAUCGAGCAUUUCCGCCAUGAAUGGUGCCUCAUCAGACACCAAUAAACGCGGAAAGCCCGAUCUUACGCGUCCACAUCCCCAUGCCAAAGAUACAGAAGACUUUGGCAUUGUCCUGCGCGACUUCUAUCCCCCUGAGAUGUGCAACGAGCGGUGCGAGGCUUACAAUAACGGAAAGCUGGAACGACCCAUCGAAUCCCUACAGAGGGCAUACGAAGACACGUUCGAUGAACGUCAGAAAAUUGAGCCCAAGACAGCCGUCGUUCACUGGUUCAAAACAGAUCUUCGACUACAUGACAAUCGCGGCCUCCAAAUGGCAUAUCAGGUUGCGCGAGAACACAACCUGCCUCUGAUCGGCUUGUAUAUUCUCUCUCCGGAAGACCUGACAGCUCAUUUGUCGAGCGCUCCUCGUGUGGAUCUGACGUUACGAACACUAGAAUUGUUGCGACGAGACUUGAAUGAGCUGGAUAUUCCUUUGUAUAUGGAGACGCAGGAAGCGAGGAAGGACAUUCCUCAAAGGAUUAUAAAUUUAUGCCAGGAAUGGGGUGCAAGUCACCUCUUUGCAAACCUGGAGUAUGAAGUCGAUGAAUUGCGCCGCGAGGCGAAAUUAGUACGACUGUGCGCAAGAAACGACAUACGAUUUGAAGCAGCACAUGAUACAUGCGUUGUCACUCCCGGCAAGCUAGUCAGCCAACAGGGGAAACAAUAUGCAGUCUAUAGCCCGUGGUUUCGCUCCUGGUGUGCCUUCCUCAAUGAAAAUCCAGAAUACCUUGAGGUCGCGGAUGAGCCAGGGUCGAACCCCGGCGAUGCACGCAAGGACUUCAAGACCCUCUUUGACUGUGAGGUACCUGUUGCACCGGAGAACAAGCGUCUUACUGAGGAAGAAAAGACAAGAUUCAGGGAGCUGUACCCGGAGGGCGAGCAUGAAGCACUCCGUAGGCUGGAGGCGUUUCUGGAGGAGAAGGCAAAUGACUAUGAUGAUUUGCGAAACUCACUCGCGGGGCGGAAUACAUCCGUGCUAAGCCCCUAUUUCGCGUCUGGGGCACUUAGUGCACGAACAGCUGUUUUUGAGGCCCGCAAAAAGAACAAAGGCCAACUGAAUGCGAACCAGACUGGAUAUGCAUCGUGGAUUAGCGAGGUCGCUUGGCGAGAUUUCUAUAAGCAUGUCCUGGUACAUUGGCCAUUCAUAUGUAUGAACAAGUGCUUCAAACCCGAGUUCACAAAUCUAGCGUGGUCGUAUGACAAAGAUCACUUCAAUGCCUGGUGCGAGGGCAAAACUGGCUAUCCGAUUGUUGACGCCGCCAUGCGCCAAAUGAACCACGCCGCCUGGAUGCAUAAUCGCACGCGCAUGGUCGUUUCAUCAUUUCUUUCGAAGGACCUAUUGAUAGACUGGCGCGCAGGGGAACGAUAUUUCAUGGAACACCUGAUAGACGGCGACUUCGCCUCGAACCACGGCGGCUGGGGUUUCGGUUCUAGUACUGGGGUUGAUCCCCAGCCAUAUUUCCGGAUCUUUAAUCCUCUACGCCAGAGUGAGCGAUUUGAUCCAGAAGGUGAGUAUAUUCGUCACUGGGUGCCGGAACUACGUGCGAUUGAGAGCGCGGCGAUUCAUGACCCAUAUGGCCGAGGAGCUGGGGAUAUUGCUGAGAGGAAUGGUUAUCCAAGGCCGAUUGUGGAUCAUUCUCAGAGUCGAGAUCGUGCGUUAGAGAAUUAUAAGAAGGUUGCCCAGGGCCGCUGA
Molecule: messenger RNA, 1755 nt
Organism: Aspergillus tubingensis
Lineage: Eukaryota; Fungi; Ascomycota; Eurotiomycetes; Eurotiales; Aspergillaceae
Product: deoxyribodipyrimidine photo-lyase PHR1
Exons: 2
Coding region: 1-1755 (584 amino acids)
Biological process (GO): circadian regulation of gene expression; entrainment of circadian clock by photoperiod
Cellular component (GO): nucleus; cytoplasm
Molecular function (GO): DNA binding; FAD binding
Source: RefSeq, a predicted model, not a curated record